This is a messenger RNA of Rhincodon typus (whale shark), 2880 nucleotides long. RefSeq names its product dehydrogenase/reductase SDR family member 7C. Gene Ontology annotation, biological process: regulation of release of sequestered calcium ion into cytosol by sarcoplasmic reticulum. Gene Ontology annotation, molecular function: all-trans-retinol dehydrogenase (NAD+) activity. NCBI's taxonomy places the organism in Eukaryota, Metazoa, Chordata, Chondrichthyes, Orectolobiformes, Rhincodontidae. The coding region runs from base 1 to 1011 and encodes 336 amino acids. The transcript is spliced from 7 exons. Gene Ontology annotation, cellular component: sarcoplasmic reticulum membrane. The record is from RefSeq and is a predicted model, not a curated record.
AUGGCCGCUUCACCCGCGGCUUCCGGAUGGCGCUCUCCUUCUCCCCUCCCCCAACUCCGGGACCGGCCUCCGACUGACAGCUCAAUUCACCAAUCGUUGCCGAGAGUGCGCCCCGAUGGACGAAUCGUUGCGGCGGGUUGGGGCAGGACCACGGAGGCCACGUUGAGUCGCGGCGGGACGGUGCGCGCAGAGCGACAAACGUCGUGUGGGAACUUAACGCAUUUCGCUGCCUCUCCUCCUCAACGUGACACAAUGACAGUAACAGACACAUUCAAAAUAAACAUUCCCCAACUUUCACCCAAAUGUUCCAGGGUAUUUCAUAAUGGAGGAGGUCGAGUAGUUUUAUGUGGCAAUGACUGGGAAAAAUUAGAAGCCCUGCAACAGGCUCUAAUUGAUGUUGCAGACCCCAGUUGUACAUUCAGUCCAAAGCUUAUGCUUCUGGACCUCAGUGAAACUGAGAAUGUUCCUGAAGUAGCGAAGGAAAUUCUUGAAUCCUACGGUUGUGUGGAUGUGUUAAUUAACAACAGCAGUCUGAAAGUUAAAGGAGGUGCUCUCAAUGUCACUUUAGAAAUGGACAAGAAGAUAAUGGAUGCAAACUACUUUGGACCAAUUUCUCUGACUAAAGAGCUUCUUCCCUCGAUGAUCUCCAGACAUUGUGGCCAGAUUGUGUUAGUCAACAGCAUCCAGGGAAAACUAGGACUUCCAUUUCGUGCAGCCUAUGCAGCAUCUAAACAUGCAAUGCAAGCCUUUUUUGAUUGUCUGAGGGCUGAAGUUGCAGAAUUCGGGAUCACUGUGAGCACUGUGAGCCCAACAUUCAUUCGCUCCUAUCACCAAAUGCCAGAUGCUGGGAAUUGGGAGGCAUCCAUUUGGAAAUUUUUUUUCAGGAAAUGGGCAUAUGGUGUGCAUCCAGUGGAAGUAGCAGAAGAAGUGUUGUACACGGUGAACAGAGGCAGCAAGGAGUGUGACUUCCAAAAUCACAGAAUUGUAACGGUGUGGAAGGACCAGGGGUAGAUGGGACUAUGGAUUCGGAACACAAACAGAUCAGCCAUGAUGUUAACGAAUGAUGGAGACGAAGGGCCGCACGGCCUACUUCUACUUCUAAUUUGUAUGCUCAUACAAGAUGGAGCUAGAUAGAUUUAUGUUGGGUAAAAAUGUCAGGGCAUUUGGUGAAAAGUCAGGUAAAUGGAGUUGAGGUGUAUAUCAGCAGAAUAGGUUCAAGGUCCUGACUAACCUAAACCUGUUUUCAGUUGAUUUUAUCUCAGUUUGCUCUUUAAUAUCAAUUAGAGACAAACUGCAUCCAAUCAGUUCUACUGGAUAGGACUCUUGUGGUGCAGCGGUAGUUUCUCUACCUUUUAUCUGAAAGGCCCGGUUUUCAGUCCUACCUGCUCCAGUGGUGUCAUAACACAUCUGAACAGGUUGUUUAAAAGUAUCUGCACACCAAAACAAUUAGUCAGUUUUAUACUAAAGCACCUCAAAGCACUUGAUAAAGCUGUACUAACGUUGUUCCUUUGGGGAUAGACCACACUAUUUGCCCUCCAAUUCAGGAAAGGACGUCAGAAUUACUAGGUAAAGAAAGUCAGCCGAGGAAAAUAACACAUUUAAUGGGACAAAAGUAUUCAGGCAAAAUUUAUAUUGCUCAGUUUUCUAAUAGAUGUUUGCUUAUGAACUCUAGGAGUUUUGUAAGCUUUCUCAUGUUCAGAUGGAGAGAAACUAUUUCCUCUAGGGGAGGAUGGAACAGGGGGCAUGAUGUUCAAAUUAGAACUAUGGUAUUUAGUGGUAAUGUUAAGAAUGACUUCUUUACUCAAAGGAUCGUGGAAAUCUGGAACACUGUCAGCCACUGGAGAAUUUCUGAGCCUAGGAAAAUAUUUCAAAACUGAGAUUAAUGAAUUUUAUCAGGCAAGGGUAUUAAGAAAUGUGGAACCAAGACGGGUAAAUGGAGUUGAGAUACAGAUCAACUAUGAUCUAACCAAAUUGGGUUUAAUGAUUUCUUUCUGUUCCCAGGUUCUUUCAAAUCGCAAUUGAAAUAAUUUGUUUGUGACAACAUUAGUUUAUUAACACAUUCUUGUUGUUGAUUUAGUUUUCAGUGACAAAAAUAAUGCAACUUUAAGUAGAUUAAAUUGUAACAGGAAAUGUACUGCUUUGACCACAUAAAAUAUGUGCCCUAAUUUUGUGAUAAAGAUUGUGCUGUUUCAAUUCAUUUUUAUGAGUAAUGUUAGCUUUGAAUGAAAGACAGGAGAAUGGAACUGGAGUACAACUAAACGUGUUUUUGAUUUAAUACUUGUCUGAGAUCUCUGGAGGCAUAAGAAUUGCCAAUGGCAAUAAUAUUUCAUUCAUUGAAAACAAAAUUAAUCAAUGUAGCUCAUGAGUUUAGAUAUCCACAGCAUCCUCAAUCUAUUUCAAGAGGUAUCUGUUCAUAUUGUUUAUACUCAACAUUUUAAUUUUUUAUCUUCACAUUUGUAAAUGAGCAAAAACAUGAAACAAUCAUUGCUUUUGCAUCUGACCCAAAUCAUGGUUUAGUAUGUACACAAGUAUAAAUAAUUAUUAUUUUUAUACUCUCCACAUUUUCUCUCAUCUUCUCUUGACUAAUAAUGGUUCUGCAUGGUACCAACAGUCAUACAGUGAUAGAGUUAUACAACAUGGCAACAGACCCUUCGGUCCAACUCGUCCGCGCCGAUCAGAUAUCCUAAACUGACCUAGAUGAAAGGAGUCCUGAUUCGUUGGCAAGUUGGCAAGACUCUGAUUGGAACAACCUGAUUGAUAGUUAACUGCCCAGGCUUUUUUCAAGCAAUAUUCAACUUUCAUCAACUAGUUCAGCCAAAUAUGAUUUCAAAUCCACAAUAAAGACUGAACACAUAAUCAAUAUUAAUUAUGUAAGAAAAU